CCAGAAGUGUUGGUAUAAAUCAUGAUUGAGGCAAAUCUAUCAGCAGUGUUAUCAAUGGUUACUCUGAAGUGCUGAUGUUCUAGUGGCUUUACUGUGCUUAAAAAUAAAGUUACCAUGUUUCUGCAGAACAGAAAUAACAGCUGCAAAAGGUUAACCCAGUAUAUCUUAUGCAUCUUUUAAAUGUGUGAUACUUCUCAAGUCUCCACCCUCACUUUAGAGACCAAAGAUUUGAUUCAAACUGAUUGUCCUUUUCUCACAAUUUUAAAAAUCACAUCUCAUCAAUUCUAGUGUAUAUUUUAUCUGUCAAAUACUUUCCCCCUGCAUUUCACAAUGAUUUUUCUGAGUUCCUGGUUGAGAACAAUAUAUAACUCUUGCUGUUUAAACUGCCUGUCUUCUUUGAGUUGAUGGCACACAUUUUCCCUUUGAAGAAUCUCUCUGUAUUAUGCAUGUUACUGUAUGCCAGAUCAGCUGAAUGGCAGUUCUGCAUCUAGGGUGGGGAGGGAAUUCUCUGAUUAUUCUACAUUGGAUAGUGUCUGCUGUUCUGUUUAAUCAGAGAACCUAGAUGGCCAUUGCCUGCUGUCAGAACCCUUUUUGUCUUGCAAGUCCCAGAGACACUAUUAAUUAAAAAAAAAAAAUUCUUCCCCUGCCAUGAUUCAGGUCGGGGAAAGAUCCCCAGUUCUGGGCCCCCGUCAGCCCCUCAACUUCCACUGCCUAAAUGGAGAAUAAACCUAACUACUACUCCUGCACAACCCCCUCACUCUCCAACUGCACACACUCCACACAGAUCCCCUACAUUCUAGCACAGCAGCACUGCCAGUACUCCGAUCUGGCACCUGGAUCUUCUUGGAUCCAGCUAUUUUUGGCCCUACCUGUGCAUUCCACUGUCUAAACACAGAACAAAUUUAGUUGUUCCCGCUCCCACAAAAAAAUCCAGAAAUCAGUGCCUCUAAGUGCAGUGCUGCAAAAUUCCAAAUCUGGAUCCUGUCAGAUAAAAUGUGAUCCAGGUUAUUCUAGUGUACUAGGAAAAUCUGCAUAUGUACUGAAGUUAGAUGGUAAAGCUAGAGGAAUGCAGCCUAAAAACUAUCCAGAUCCAGAUGUUAAUUUAGAGAUUUGGGUAGAACAGUAGAAGCAAAAUAUAAUCUAUUGCUACAAUUUCUGGUUUAUGGUCGAAAGUUGGCAGGCUCCAGAGCCUGGGUCUGAGUUUGUUGUGAUCCUGUUGAGCUGCAGUGUAGCAGGGUGGAUUCUGAAGGUGCGUAAGGAGCAGCUCCUCCUAGUCUCUUUUUAGACAGUGAACGUUGGGGGCUGGAGGGGGAGGGAAAGGGGGAGAGAGGAGGAUCCAGGUGUUGAGACUGCAGGUUGGUCGCUGCCUCGGCGUGCAAUGAUGCUUAACGCUCUAGGUCUUGUGUUUGUGCGCGGGCGCGCAAAUCGGAGCCCCUACACUUGAUCUCCCAGCAGCGGUAUUUGCACGGAAAGGGGCGGCUUACACUGGGAUACAUUAGGGCGAGGGGUUCUCCUUGGGGUCGGAGCCUUGAAGCGCCUCUUUCUCCAUGUAGACGGGGCGUGGCUUCUGAGCGCCAAAGCCGGCGGAUUCCGGCGGGAUCCAGCUUUUCCCGUUUUCCGCGGCGAGGGGCUUUUUGAAGGAGCCUGUCUCCACAUUCCUGAUUUGCUGGGAUAUUGUGGAGGGCUCCUCCUGGGCUGGGCUGCUGCUGCUGACGCGUGGCCGCGGCUCUGCUGCUGCUGCACGUCCCUCUGACGUGUUGGAACCAGACCUAGACCCAGCGGAGACCCGGGCUCCAGCUCGCUGCUGCUGCUGCGCCGGUUUGCCAAGCAUAAUCAACCAUGACUACACAAUCGGGAUCAGACUCUGAAUCCAAGGAUCAGGACCAAGACCAACAAGAAGCCCCUGCACAGCAAGGGACAGCUGGGGCACAACCUCAAGACCAGCAGCAGCAGCAGCUCAGUGAGGAACAUCAGAACGCAAUAGACCAGUUCUCUGCUGUGGCAGCACACAGUACGCCUGUGAAGAAAGAGCAGGUCACUGACAGAGAACGGGAGUUUGCUGCUGCUGCUGCAAAACAGCUGGAAUACCAGCAGUUUGAAGACGACAAGCUCUCUCAAAAAUCAUCAUCUAGCAAACUCUCCAGAUCUCCGCUAAAGAUUGUUAAAAAGCCGAAAAACAUGCAGUGCAAAGUGAUGCUCCUGGAUGGCUCUGAAUAUGGAUGUGAAGUGGAGAAACGUUCCAGAGGUCAAAUAUUGUUUGACAAAGUAUGUGAACAUCUAAAUCUUUUGGAAAAGGACUACUUUGGGCUAACAUACAGAGACAUGGAAAACCAAAAGAACUGGUUGGACCCUGCAAAGGAAAUCAAAAAGCAGAUGCGAAGUGGUGCUUGGCAGUUCUCCUUUAAUGUGAAAUUUUACCCUCCAGAUCCUUCCCAGCUGUCUGAAGAUAUUACCAGGUACUACCUCUGCUUGCAACUGAGAGAUGACAUAGUGUCUGGACGGCUGCCUUGUUCUUUUGUUACUCUUGCUCUUUUGGGGUCCUAUACCGUUCAGUCAGAACUUGGAGAUUAUGAUCCUGAUGAAUAUGGAAGUGAUUAUGUCAGUGAAUUCCGGUUUGCACCAAAUCAUACUAAAGAACUGGAAGACAAAGUAAUCGAGCUGCACAAGAGCCACAGGGGAAUGACACCUGCAGAGGCUGAGAUGCAUUUCUUGGAGAAUGCCAAAAAACUAUCCAUGUAUGGAGUUGAUCUACAUCAUGCCAAGGAUUCUGAAGGAGUUGAAAUCAUGUUAGGGGUUUGUGCCAGUGGUCUCUUAAUAUAUCGAGACAGACUCAGGAUAAAUAGAUUUGCCUGGCCAAAAGUUCUGAAAAUUUCGUAUAAGAGGAACAAUUUCUACAUCAAAAUCCGACCAGGAGAGUUUGAACAGUUCGAAAGCACCAUUGGGUUUAAGUUGCCAAAUCAUCGUGCUGCAAAGCGUUUAUGGAAAGUAUGUGUUGAACAUCACACGUUUUUCAGGCUGUUGUUACCAGAGGCACCGCCAAAGAAAUUCCUUACACUGGGUUCCAAAUUCCGCUACAGUGGAAGAACACAAGCCCAAACUAGACGAGCCAGUGCACUAAUAGACCGUCCUGCACCUUACUUUGAGCGUUCUUCCAGCAAACGUUAUACUAUGUCUCGCAGCUUAGAUGGGGCAUCAGUGAAUGAAAACCAUGAAAUGUACAUGAAGGAUUCUAUGUCUGCUGCAGAGGUUGGUACUGGCCAGUACGCCACAACAAAGGGCAUCUCUCAAACCAACUUGAUAACCACUGUGACUCCAGAGAAAAAAGCAGAGGAAGAAAGAGAUGAGGAAGAGGGCAAAAAAAAAGGAGAGGAAAUCACUCCAGUCUCUGCAAUACGCCAUGACACAAAGUCAUCUUUGCUUGGCACUGAUUCAUUUCAUUCCUCAUCAACCUCACAGUCUGGUCCCCCUGUAUCUUCAACAAAGCUUCGUAGGAGAUGUAAGGAGAAUGCUCAAAACCCGUUAAGUUAUGAGUCAUCUAAAGACAUUAUGCAAAUACACGGUGAGUCUGACUUAGACUCUGAUAGAAAAGGAAGAGUUUGCUCUGCUGAACAAGACAUGGCUUUUAACUAUAAGCAGAAAGCUGGUAACGGUGGAACACUGUUUUCCUUCUCCUUGCAACUUCCAGAGUCAUUUCCUGCUCUCCUGGAUGAUGAUGGCUACCUUUCCUUCCCUAACCUCUCUGAAACCAACUUCCUGCCUGAAAGUGUGCAGCAUUACCUUCCCAUCCGAUCACCAUCCCUCGUGCCUUGUUUCCUUUUCAUAUUUUUCUUUCUGCUAUCUGCCUCGUUCUCAGUGCCCUAUGCUCUCACUCUCUCCUUUCCUCUGGCUAUGUGCCUCUGCUACCUGGAGCCCAAGGCGGCCUCCUUGAGUGCCUCACUUGACAAUGACCUGAGUGACAGUUCAGAGGAAGAGACGGACAGUGAACAGACGGAUACUGCAGCUGAUGGUGAAACUACUGCCACAGAGUCGGAUCAAGAGGAAGAUGGAGAUCUCAAGGCACAGAAUAGUCUGAUUAAGCGAAUAAAGGGUGAAAAUGUGUAUGUCAAACAUAGUAAUCUUAUGUUAGAGGAGCUAGACAAAAAUCAAGAAGACCUGAUGAAACACCAGACCAAUAUAAGUGAACUGAAACGAACUUUCUUGGAAACCUCCACAGACACUACAGUGUCUAACGAAUGGGAGAAGAGGCUUUCGACAUCUCCAGUUCGGCUUGCUGCAAGACAGGAGGAAGCUCCAAUGAUUGAACCACUUGUGCCUGAAGAGACCAAAGAAGAGAGAGAAAAAUCUGAAAAACUUAUAUUUUUGCAGAAGGGAAGUACUACAUUCAUGGAGUCGCAGCCAAGGGAAAUAGAGAAGAAACUGCAGGAAGGAGAAUCUGCUGGCACUGUUGUUACUUCUCAUCAAAUCAUUUUCCAGAAAAGUGUUCCAUCAUCCUUAGAGGGCACUGAGGAUUGGGUUAUUGUAGACAAAAUACCUACUGAGGUAGUUGAUGGUGAAUCGAAAAAAAUUGUGACAUACAAAGUCAUGACUGUGCGCAGUAAAACUGGUGACAUUCCACCUGAGAUAUUAAAAUCCAGUACCAUUGAAAUGCAAAGCUUUGAGGACUUGGAAAAUGAAAUACAAUCAAAAGAGGAGAAUAAACAGAAAAUGUACACCUUAGGAAAGUCCUAUGACACUAUAUCCGGGAAAAUUGUAACCAUGACAAGUAAAGCUAAAGAGGGAGAGAAAACAGUGCAGUCAUCACUAGAAGCAUUUCAAAAAAUGGAGAGGGGAAUGCCAGAAUCUGUGAAAAUCAUUCCAGUAGUGGCUGAAUAUGAAAUUCUAGAGCCCAUCACAGACGAAAAAGCAAGGAGGGGAUCCGAUGUACAGAGUACAAAAAGAAAGCUGUCCGAAUCUUUAACACCUAUAAAGGAAGCAGAGUCUCAGUUGCAUAGUCCUGAAGAGGAAAGUUUGAAGAAAGCACAAAAGAUGGACCAGGAUUUUCAUGGUACACUGGGAGGCUUGCAGUUUGGCAGAGCUGAAAAACACCUUGACAGUGAAGCUCUGAAAGCAGGGGCAUUUGGUCGGAAAGAUAAGAGCCUGUCUGAGUGGAGAUAUUCCAGAGAACAGCCAUUUACCAUUGCUACUGCUCACUAUGUUUCUGAGUCGUCUGCAUCAAGAGUAGUGACUAAACAGUCCUCCAGUGAAAAAACCUUGGAUGGUUCAGAUAUCUUCAGUUUAUUAGAGUCUGCAAGAAAACCAACUGAGUUCAUAGGAGAGGUUACUUCUACUUCACAUAGCAGGGCUCAGAAAACGGAAACAAAGACCAGCCAGGAGAUAAGUAUCAGCGAAAUGAAGGAAGAGGUUCAGCCGUAUCAAGAUUCAGUGAAGAAGGUUGUGCAGGAGACUGUAGUGGUCGAGGAGAGAUAUGUAACGAAUGUGCAUGCAAGUGGAGAUGCUGUUAAAUUGGCUGGAGAUCAGCUGGAUGCUAUGGCACAGGCAGUAUCUGCUGUUGCUUCUAGUAUGAAAGGAAAGGAGGGUUCAGCUGUGACUGAGGGGACUAAAGAGGAAAAAAGGGAGGAGGCUGAUAAAGCUGUAACCAAGCGGGAAGGAAUUGCUGCUGCUUCUCAUCAGCAGGAGGAGGAGCAGAGUGCAACAGUCCACGUUUCCGAUACAUUGGAAAGAAAACCUCAUUUUGAGUCACCAGUUGUGAAGACUGAAACCAUCAGCUUUGGCAGUGUUUCUCCCGGUGGGGAGAAGCUUGAAAUGUCUACCAAGGAAGUUCCCAUAGUUCAUACAGAAACAAAAACCAUUACAUAUGAAUCAUCACAGGCAGAUUCUGGUGCUGACUCAGAGCCAGGUGUGCUGAUGAGUGCACAGACCAUCACAUCUGAAACUACCAGUACUACAACUACAACACAUAUCACGAAAACUGUGAAAGGAGGCAUUUCAGAGACAAGAAUUGAAAAACGAAUAGUCAUCACAGGAGAUGCAGAUAUUGACCAUGAUCAGGCGCUGGCUCAGGCAAUUAAAGAGGCCAAAGAGCAGCACCCUGACAUGUCAGUGACCAAAGUAGUGGUACAUAAAGAGACAGAAAUCACACCAGAAGAUGGGGAGGAUUGACCCACAGGAGUAAUUUAGCUUGCAUACGAAUCCAGUCAUGCACACCCUUAGGAAUACCAGAGCCUAUAUGGAGUCUCAGUUCUAACCUGACUGACUUGUAUCUGUCCAUGGAAAAUUUCAGUACCGAAGAAUUGAUCGUAAAUGCUAAUAAAGACACUGGCAGAGAUAUU
Molecule: messenger RNA, 6329 nt
Organism: Gopherus evgoodei (Goodes thornscrub tortoise)
Lineage: Eukaryota; Metazoa; Chordata; Testudines; Testudinidae
Gene: EPB41L3
Product: erythrocyte membrane protein band 4.1 like 3
Exons: 27
Coding region: 1840-6159 (1439 amino acids)
Biological process (GO): cortical actin cytoskeleton organization
Cellular component (GO): plasma membrane; cytoskeleton
Molecular function (GO): structural molecule activity; actin binding
Source: RefSeq, a predicted model, not a curated record